GCAGAAUCAGAAUCAGAACCAUAAUCAGAGGGAGAGGCAGCAGCCAGGCAGAUAAACGAUUAUUGUUUGGAGAUUACAGGCACAUUGAUUGCUUACAACGUUCCAGAAAACAUAACAUCGAAUAACAAUAUUUGAAUUAGUGGAAGCAGAGUACAAGAAGCACUUGGUUGAAGCAAACUAAAAAUAAUUUUGAAGCCAAAGAAAUGUUAAAAAUAAAACCAAAAGAAAUCAACGAAUUUUCGGUGGCACCAGCAGUAGCAGCAGAAGCGGCAAGAACAAGAACCGAGCAGGGCGGCCCCCGCAUCAGCCGCGGCAGCAAAAAAUGAACAAAAUUAAAAAGCAGCCGCUUGGAGCUAGAAAAAAACCCAAUCAACGAGCAGCAGCAGCAACAGCAACAGUGGCAUCAACUACAAAUACAAAAACAGAAGCCGCACAGUAAAUAGCCAGGCGCCCAAUCCAAUCCAAUCCAGCCAGCCAGCCAGCCUCCAUCAUCAGCAGCGGCCAAAAGCAACAGCAGCAGCAGCAGCAGCAGCAGCGACAACGAGGCCAUUAGCCAGUGAGUGGGCGGCUUUGGCUGGCAAGGACAGCCACGUUGGACGUUGACGUCGGCGACGACACCGACGACUGCUACUGCGACUGGGACUGCGACGACGUUGUCGUGGCCAACACAGUCCGGGGUCCGGGCCACUUUCGCGAAUCAAUUUCCGUUGCGGUGGCCGUUUCAGUUUUGGUUUCAACGUCGCCGGCGCUACGCGUGUCGUGAAUUUCAAAUGGCGGUCGCUCUCCCUGUCCCUGUGGUCGUUGUCGGUGCUCCUGCAGGUGUUCGCGUAGGUGUUGCCUGCCCAGCGAAUUAACGUGAAACGCGCCAGAGUCCGACCCCCGCAGGCCUCAGGCCAAGUGCUAAAAAGUUAAGCAAAAUCCCGAAAGAAAACAAAGUGUCAGAGUAACCAAGUUACAAGUUGUGGCCACCUAACCAACCAAAGAAGAGAAAAACCAAUAAGCCCCAAGAAAAGUCAUCAAAAUAGACUCAAGCUCAGGCUCCACUCCGACCCAGAUCCCGACUCAUGUUGUUGUGCCCCGAUCUUGGCGAGCUGUCGACGGCAGCAGCCUCCGUCAACAUGCCGCGGCAGAGGCAUCGCACCAGUGCCACAAGGAUACGCAAGAGACGCUGCUGCUGUGGCAGCCAGCCAGCGCAGGAGGAGCCACAGCCACAGACACAGCCACAGCCACAGCGAAGCACAACGAUUCCCCAGGGCAAUAGUCCAGGCUGGAGCCUGGCUAGAGUGACGGCUACGGUCCUGACCACCGCGGCCCUGCUGCACACAACGAGCGCACUGUCCGGGCCUGCCGCCGAUACAGAGCCCGUUGCACUGCCACUGCAGGGCACUUCCACGCCCACAGUCCCGCCUACGCAGCACUUACUGAAUGCCACACAACUGGCGGCCACGCUUUUCAACGAGAGCAGUGGCCUGCUGGACGCCGGUUCCUCUUUGGCCACACUAGCCGAGGAUGAGGACUGGCUGGACAGUGUCUUCUGGCUGUUCAAGGCAUUCGUCAUGCUGCUGAUCAUCAUAGCGGCCAUAUGCGGCAAUCUGCUUGUUAUUAUUUCUGUGAUGCGUGUUAGAAAAUUAAGAGUUAUAACGAAUUACUUUGUAGUUUCCUUAGCCAUGGCUGAUAUAAUGGUCGCUAUUAUGGCCAUGACAUUUAACUUUAGUGUGCAAGUAACUGGACGCUGGAACUUCAGCCCCUUCCUGUGCGAUUUGUGGAACAGUCUCGAUGUGUACUUCUCGACAGCGAGCAUUUUGCAUUUAUGCUGCAUAUCCGUGGAUAGAUACUAUGCGAUUGUAAAGCCGCUCAAGUAUCCGAUUAGCAUGACGAAACGCGUUGUGGGCAUUAUGCUGCUGAACACGUGGAUAUCACCGGCCCUGCUCUCGUUCCUGCCCAUCUUCAUUGGCUGGUAUACGACCGACGAGCACAAGGUGUUCGUCAAGGAGAAUCCGGAACAGUGUGCAUUUGUGGUUAACAAGUACUAUGCCAUCAUCUCGAGUUCCAUCUCAUUCUGGAUACCGUGCACCAUCAUGAUUUUCACCUACCUGGCCAUAUUCCGGGAGGCCAAUCGACAGGAGAAGCAGUUGAUGAUGCGCCACGGCAAUGCCAUGUUGAUGCACCGCCCAUCCAUGCAGCCCUCAGGUGAGGCAAUGAGCGGCUCGGGCUCGUCGAAAACAUUGACACUGCAUGAGGUCGAGCAGGAGCAUACCCCCACUAAGGACAAGCACUUAAUCAAAAUGAAGCGGGAGCACAAGGCCGCACGCACGCUGGGCAUCAUCAUGGGCACCUUCAUCCUCUGCUGGCUGCCAUUCUUCCUGUGGUACACGCUCUCCAUGACCUGCGGCCCCUGCCAGGUGCCGGAUAUUGUGGUGUCCAUACUCUUCUGGAUCGGCUACUUCAACUCCACGCUGAACCCGCUCAUCUACGCUUACUUCAAUCGCGACUUCCGAGAGGCUUUCCGCAACACGCUGCUCUGUCUCUUCUGCAACUGGUGGAAGGACCCGCACAUGCCGCUGGACAUCGACAUUCGGCGCUCGAGCCUGCGCUACGAUCAGCGGGCCAAGAGUGUCUACUCGGAGAGUUACCUCAACUCGACCACGCCCUCGCACCGCCGCCAGUCUCAGAUGGUAGACAACUUAUAAUACAGGAACGAGGCGCUCCUGACGCCGAUUUCCCAGCAGCAGCAGCGUCUGGCUGCGAGCGACUCCCGCCUGGCGGUCACAGGAGGCACUGCAGCAGCUUCAGUCGGAGCAGGGGCCGGUCAACGACCAGGUGCCGGCGGCAGCGCCAGGCCCACAUUCGACAGCAAGGGGGACGAUGUGCAGGAGAUACAGAUCGAAAUACCCAUGGAGUACAUCAACAAAUGGAACAAAAACAACAAUGCAGCUGCCUCGACGUCCUCCAGCCACGUUUAAGGGAAAUGCGAAACGGAGGAGGAAUCCAUUUAAUGCAAUUAACAUUUUCCAUUAAUUUGCAAAAUUAAUAUGCGUUGGCGUGGCCUGAUGCACUCGUAAUGUUGACAUUAAUCAAUCAUGCACUGGAGCGUGCUAUUUAAUUUCGGCCCCAACUCAGAACUCCCACAGGGUGCACUCCAUAAAUUGUUUUCCACUCGGCGUCUCCGAGAACAGAGCUGUAGGACAAUUUGUUUAUUUAUGAUUUCGUGUCGGUUAAAUCUUGUUGUAAAUACUAAAUAUUUUUGUACGACUAGAUUAAGUGAAGGUUGUAAAAUCAUUUCUAGCAGAAAUUUGUUAAACAUUACAAGAAAAAUCUAUAUUCAAAUGGCAAUCACUGCAACACACUGAGCUAUACCCGUAGGUCCAGAUCCAGAACCGAAUACGAACACCAAACUAGAAGAGCUAAUGCUAAAACUGUGCCAAUUAACACACCGCAAAACAUUUACACAUUUAUGGGAGAUAUUCAUCCUGCAUAUGCAUAAAAGGAUUUACCAUUCACCAUACAAAACUGCAAUUAAAUUCAGAGAAACCAAACAAAGUCAUGGAAGCAAAAGCAAAGCUAAAACCCAUCUUCGACAAUCGCAUGAAUUGAAAUGCUCAAAAUAAUUCGAAAAAUAUUAAAUAAAUUAAACAAAAGAUAUGCCUACAUAUAAAUUAAACAUAGCGAAAAUAUCUAGUUGUAUCAGACAUUUCUAGCGUUACCAAGUGGCAGUCGAAAUCAAAAGGAACCUCUCUAGCGAGACCCAACAUAAUAUUAACCAACAUAUAGUCAAGUGCAUCGAUAUCAGAUUAUGGGACUAAAACCAAAUUAGGUGUAUCCGUAGUUCGUUUCCGUUUCCUAUUCCGUUUGCAAGUGUUGAAAUUUGAAUGUGAAAGUGCGUGUUCGUUCCAGAGAGUGUGACGAUGAAUCAGAGGAAAUUGCGUUGCAGUUCCUGGAAUUAAGUUGACUGUGUAGCCUGGGAAGGCAAGGCUUGAGCACUGCUUCUGAAGUCAGCAACUUGAUUCCAGCAAUUGCGGCCCAAUCACAACGCUGAAUAGUGUUCCACAUACAAACAUACUAGUGCAAUAUAUAAUCGUUCGUUCCACCAACCAAAAGCAACCGGAACCGUAACCAAAAUUCGACCAUGAAAUGCAAAUGAGGCAAAUAAAGCAGACAAAGAAAGCAUUUUUGCGUACUACUUUGUGUACUCCAUAACGAGUCCAUAAAAUUAUUGUAGCAACAGUUCGGAUAACUUACCUAUUUAUGAUUUACCCUCAACGGGCCACAGAGCGGAAGGCCAAGAGCAUUUCUCAAGUUGAGCCAAAUGACAAAGAAAUAAGCAGAAACAGAGGAAAUCCGUUUAUGUAGAAAAAGAAAAAAUUGUUAAUAGUUGUCGGAAAAGCAGAAAAAUUCUUAAUCAUUUGCGAUGCUAGUCCCAGAAAAGAGAAAAUACAAUAACAAAUAAACCAAAAUGAAAGAAGAAAGAGCCAAAGCUCGCUAUGUACUGUGUGUAGGGUGUAUAAAUAAAUAUACGUCUAUAUAAAUGUUAAAUAUAUCAUAGUAAGUAUUUAUUUUACGAGUAUGUAUGACUUUCCUCAAGAAGCUGAACAGAACGCACCCCGCCCCGCCCCCCAAAAACACACAAAUCGAUUGAAUCUCCAAAGAACUUGUUAUAUUUUUAUAAACCACAGAAACCCAAAGCUAAAAAA
Molecule: messenger RNA, 4691 nt
Organism: Drosophila guanche
Lineage: Eukaryota; Metazoa; Arthropoda; Insecta; Diptera; Drosophilidae
Gene: Octbeta2R
Product: octopamine receptor beta-2R
Exons: 7
Coding region: 1065-2690 (541 amino acids)
Biological process (GO): adenylate cyclase-activating adrenergic receptor signaling pathway
Cellular component (GO): membrane
Molecular function (GO): octopamine receptor activity
Source: RefSeq, a predicted model, not a curated record